AUGUCUUCUGUCCCAAGCGAAGAAAAGAAGUACGAUCUUGAUGAACUCGCCCUCUCUGACGGAGGAAGCACACCAGCACUUGCUCUUUCCGACUCCGAGAAAGACGAGGCCGUGAAACAGCUCGCAGAAGAAUACAACGUUAACCAGAAAAGUUUGAUGUGGAAGAUUGACCUUUGCGUUGUUCCGCCAUUUUGUUUACUCUACUUCCUUGCCUUCUUGGACAGAGUGAAUAUCUCGAAUGCCAAAGUUUAUGGAAUGCAAACAUCCCUUGGUCUGCAUGGUGAACAGUUCAACACCGCCUUGACUGUUUUCUUUGUUCCAUACGUUAUUUUCGAAGUUGUUUCUAACUACUGUUUGAAAAUCGUGAAACCACACUUGUGGAUGAGUAUGAUGAUUGUUCUUUUUGGUGUCGUGACUCUUGCGACCGGAUUUGUGAAGAACUUUGGUGGUUUAGUUGCUACCAGAGUUAUUCUUGGAUUCUGCGAAGCUGGAAGUUUCCCUGGAAUUUUCUACAUCAUGGCCAACUUCUACUCCAAAUCUGAGGCCCAACGUCGGUUUAGUAUUUUCUUCAGUUGUACCUCUGUUGCUGGUGGAUGUGGUGGUGCUAUCGCCUACAGAAUUUACGAUUUGAAUGGCGUUCACGGACUCGAGGCCUGGCAAUGGAUUUAUAUCAUUGAAGGUACCUUCAGUGCUGGUCUUGGAUUCUUGCUUUACUUCCUUAUCACCGAUUUCCCAGAAGAUGCCAAGUUCUUGAAGAGCAACGAAGUGAAGUUUUUGAAGAAGAAGUUGGAGAUCUACUCCGGUAACUCUGGAUUUGAGGUCAAGCAAACCGUCAAAGACGUUCUUGAGGUUUUCAAAGACCCAAUGCUUUAUCUUGGAGCCUUGAUCUACUUCUGCUUGGUUAUUCCUUCUUACUCUUACGCCUACUUUGCCCCAACCAUCAUCAAGCUUCUCGGAUACACAGCAAUGGACGCUCAAGCACACUCGAUUUACCCAUGGCUCUGCUCUUUGGGAUUCUCCAUCAUUUUGGCCUUUGCCUCUGACUUUCACAAGUUUAGACUCCCAUACGCAGUCGUUGCUGCCUGUGUCGCAAUUGCAGGUUUGUCUAUGAUUCUUGCAGGUGGUGAGCACUAUCACGUUAAAUACGGAGGAUGUUUCCUUGUUGCCUGUGGACUUUACUCAAGUAUGCCUAUUGUUGUGUGCUGGAUCAGUCUUAAUUUCUCUGGUCACAUCAGAAAGGCCGUGGGAACGGCCUUUGUUGUCGGAUUCGGAAACAUUGGAGGUAUCAUUGCCUCUUUCAUCUUCCCAGAUAAAGAAUCUCCAGACUACGUCAAAGGUUUGGGAAUUUGCAUUGGUUUUACUGGUCUAGCCAUCGUGUUCAUGUUCCUUUACUAUGGACUUCUUGUGACGCGAAACCACAAGAAGCUUACCGCAACUUCUCUCGCCAAAUGGGAAUCUUACGAUGAAAGAACGCGCAUAAUGAAGGGGGACCUCAAUCCAUAUUUCAGAUAUUUGUACUAA
Ogataea philodendri is the source of this 1521-nucleotide messenger RNA. RefSeq lists its product as uncharacterized. Gene Ontology annotation, molecular function: transmembrane transporter activity. Bases 1 to 1521 code for a protein of 506 amino acids. NCBI's taxonomy places the organism in Eukaryota, Fungi, Ascomycota, Pichiomycetes, Pichiales, Pichiaceae. The transcript has a single exon. Gene Ontology annotation, cellular component: plasma membrane. Gene Ontology annotation, biological process: transmembrane transport. The record is from RefSeq and is a predicted model, not a curated record.